UUUUGAAUUUCUCUCUCUCUUUUUUCUGAUUUUAUCUAUUUGUGGCAAAAUCUCCAACUUUUGGUUGCAUUCUCAUUCCUUGUCCAAUUUCUUCGUGGGUUUCAACCAAAUUUUUGUUUCUUUUUCUUUUUCAAUUAUUGGUGUUCCCAAAUUGCAAUGGCUAAUGGGAAACCUCUGUUUUCAAAUUGAAAUGAUGAACCUUUUCAACAUUUUCAAUUCAAUUUAAGAUUUUGGCAAUUGAGUCAGAGUCUUACGUAUAAAAAGAGGUCUUGUUUUUUUUUUUUUUUCUGUUUUGUUUUAAAGAGGGAAUGUCUGCAAUGAUGGAUGAUCAAGGUUCCUCUGUUAUGUUUAUCCGUGGAAACCAAGUUCACUCCAUGGAUGGUUCAAGCUUGGAGCUGGAGUUAGAAACCUUCCAGAGACAAGUCACGUUGCGGUUCCUUGAGCUGGCCGCAGUUGGAAAUGAUGAUUUGCUUUCACUCGCAUGGAUGAGGAAGCUCCUUGAUAUCUUCAUCUUAUGCCAAGACGAAUUGAGGAUGAUUUUCUUCAAUCACAGGGCUCAGGUCAUGAAGCCCCCAAUGGACCGAAUUGUUUCUGAUUUCUUUGAACGCUGCGUGAAGGCCCUUGAUCUCUGCAACGCCGUCCGUGACGGAAUUGAACAGAUUAAGCAGUGUCAGAGGCUGUUAGAGAUUGUUCUAUGUGCAUUGGAUCAAAAGAGGAUCAUUGGUGAGGGCCAAUGCCGCCGUGCCAAGAAGGCUCUCGCUGAUUUGGCUAAUUGUAUGUUUGAUGAUAAGGAAUCUAGUGCUUACAUGGCUCUUAGGAAUAGAUCCUUUGGUAGAAACACUACCACUAAGGAUUUGUAUCAAAUUCACAAUCAAAAUAGUAACUACCAACACCGAUCAGUGGGCCAUUUUCGAUCGCUCUCAUGGAGCGUUUCGAGGAAUUGGUCUGCUGCUAAGCAGCUCCAAGCAAUUGGGAACAGCUUGUGCCCCCCUAAGAGUAAUGAUCUUGUGGCCACAAAUGGCCUUGCUAUGCCGGUUUAUACGAUGAGCUCGGUCCUGUUGUUUGUAAUGUGGGCUCUUGUGGCUGCAAUUCCAUGCCAGGAUCGCAGAUUGCAGCUCCACAUUUUGAUUCCGAGACAGUUUCCUUGGUCUGCGCCGUUGCUGUCGCUCCAUGAGAGGAUCAUGGAGGAUUCCAAGAAGAAGGAGAGGAAGAAUGCUUGUGGCUUGCUGAGGGAGAUUCAACAGAUUGAGAAAUGUGCUAGGGUGAUGAAUGAGUUGGUUGACACUUUGCAGUUUCCAUUAGCUGAGGAGAAAGGAGAGGAGGUUAGACAAAGAGUGCAAGAUCUUUCACAUGUUCUUGAGGCCCUCAAGGAUGGAUUAGACCCGUUGGAACGCCAAGUAAGGGAGGUGUUCCAUGUAAUUGUGCGCGGCCGAGUAGGGACUUGACUCUCUUUUCUCUUAUUAGGCCAACAAGCUAUGCUGAAUAAAAUAAUCAUUUGGGUUAGUUUGUUGAUGUUUAACAUAAUGUCAUAAAAUAACCUGAUUUUACUGAAAAGUUGUGAAGAAGUAAGAGGUGGAUAGAGAGAUUGUAUAGGCCAUAUAUUUGAAUUGAUGAUCACAAUGACAUUGUGGUAAGGGGGAGGUUUAUUGUAUCUAUAUACCAUCUAAACUGUAUAGAGUUUAAGACAUUUUAAAGUUGACCUUCAUGGUCUGCGUUGCUUGUUUUUCC
This is a messenger RNA of Arachis stenosperma, 1728 nucleotides long. Its product is annotated as protein ROH1-like. The transcript has a single exon. The coding region runs from base 309 to 1445 and encodes 378 amino acids. Lineage: Eukaryota; Viridiplantae; Streptophyta; Magnoliopsida; Fabales; Fabaceae. The record is from RefSeq and is a predicted model, not a curated record.